AUGGGAGCUUCUUCUUCGACGGAUAACAAGGCAUCGGCGGAGAAGCGAGAGGUCGAAAACCUAGCAGCUUCUACGGGAGCUCUUCCUUUGCUUCAACGAUCGUUCUCAAAUCUCGUGGAUUCUGAGACGAACGUUGUUUCUCUCCAGUCCUUGAGGCAAUGCUUCUCUUUGAGCUACAAUGCAACUAUAUCUGAAGGACAAACCGUACCAGAUUCAUUUCCGAGAUUGUUGGAACAUCUUGGCUCAUCUGUGGUAGAUUUAUUCUUUGUACCCGAGAAAGGAGGAUUGAGUUGGGUCGAUUUUGUCAGAGGUUAUGUCAAAUGUUGUGGCAGAAUGUCGGCUUCGAUGUCAUUCAAUACAUUGUUGAGAGUUUAUCUUGCGACCGCAAGAGAGGCUGGUCUUUCUCUGAAACUGGAUUUCGAAUCAGAUGAAGCUGAUUGUAAAAUAAAUGGAUCCCUUUUGCCAGUCGAUGUACUCACGCUUCUCUGGAUGUGUUGGACUAUGUCAUGGGAUGGUCGGACCAAAUCAUCUGAAGGAAAAGGUUGUCUAUUUCUUCCGGAUAUAAGUCACCUGAUACUAUCCGCAGUUGUAUCAUGUGCCGACUCUGAAAAUAAUUUGAAUGUGUGGGAUGCCGAUGCCUGUGGAUUAGAAGUUGAACUUCCUGUCGGGAAAUUUCUUACGUGGGCCUUGACAACGGUUCCAACCCUCACUGAGAGUCUUGCACUGUUUGUCAAUGCCAGACUUCACAAUUCUUCCAGUGUGGAGGAUAGAUCCGAACCUUCAAAUUCAACAGCUGCUGAUGAUUCUGAGACCAAGGUACAUGAAAGCACCCUUCUGACACGUGGGAGGGCGUGGGCGAUUUCCUUGACAUGCAGAAAUGCCAUAAGCGAGGAGAUCUUAGGACUAUGCUUCCCUUGCAACAGCCAUGAAACAAUUGAAAACAUUCUAUAUCGCUCAUCCCAUCAUGGGAAAGGCUUGAACAGAUUUUGGUCCAACAUUGAAGGGUAUCAUGCUCCGCUGCUAAUUAUAGUUUCUGCAAGCUGUGGAGACAGCCACGAGGGUAGUUCAAGCGAGAGGAAGUGGAUUAUCGGUGCAAUCUUGCAGCAAGGUUUUGAGAACAGGGAUACAUUUUAUGGAAGCUCUGGAAACUUGUUUGCCAUAAGUCCAGUCUUUCACGCUUUCUCGUCUUCUGGCAAGGAGAAAAACUUUGUGUAUAGCCAUCUGCAUCCCACUGGAAGAUACGAGCCACACCCUAGGCCUGUCGGGAUUGGCUUCGGGGGAACCAUAGGGAACGAGAGGAUUUUCCUCGACGAAGAUUUCGCUAAAAUCACCAUCCGUCAUCAUGCGGCUGACAAAACAUACCAGCCGGGCUCUCUUAUACCAAACCAGGGGUUUCUCCCCGUUGAGGCAACAAUCACAGAAGUUGAAGCUUGGGGAUUAGGUGGGAAAAGGGCAAAAGAAAUCCAGGGUUCAUACAAGAAAAGAGAAGAGCUUUUCACUGAGCAACGCCGAAAGGUCGAUCUGAAGACGUUCGCGAGCUGGGAGGACUCGCCCGAGAAAAUGAUGAUGGACAUGAUGUCCGAUCCCAAUGGUGUAAGAAGGGAAGAAAGGUAAUGUAAUGAAGAGAGGUUUGUUACUAUGUGAGCAAAGAGAUUUGUUAUCAUGUUAAAAGGUGUUAAAUGAUGCUUGUGUGUGAUUACUAUGUAUGCUGUUACUGCUGAAUCUUGGACCCAGGCGGUGGAUGUGUCCAUGGGAUUAUAUAUAUUUUAUUGAAUUUUAUAAAUCAUGGAUCUUGGUUAUCCAAGAAUUAAA
Tarenaya hassleriana is the source of this 1812-nucleotide messenger RNA. RefSeq lists its product as uncharacterized. The record is from RefSeq and is a predicted model, not a curated record. NCBI's taxonomy places the organism in Eukaryota, Viridiplantae, Streptophyta, Magnoliopsida, Brassicales, Cleomaceae. The coding region runs from base 1 to 1614 and encodes 537 amino acids. The transcript has 7 exons.